AUGCCUCCUCCAAUUUUUGCUCCGAUAAUUGCUCAAAUUAAUGUAAGUUCUCUCACCAAGAAACCGGAUGACAUCCCUGAAGAUCUUUUGGUUCCUCUUUUAUUCGAGUUGGUAAUCGUUCAAACUAGCCUACAAAUCAUCUCCUCCAUCUUUUCCCAUGAAGAGCAAUCAGCUGACAAAGGAAAACGAAUUGCAACUGAUUCUGACAACCCUGUGAAGUCGUCGGAAAAGCCUAAGGGUUGGUUAAAGGAACAAUUACAGCAAGCACUGGAAGACAUUCAGAUUCAAGCACUCAAAGACAAUCCAAAUUCAAUGUUGAGAAUUUCUCCUCUCUUCAGAGAAUGGAUUCUUCUUGAUAUACAUUUUGUUCCCUUUAUGUAUUUCGAUUUUCCAAUAGAUGAUGCAGAUCAACUUGACAUACCAAUCUCUCCACAUAGACGUUACUACAUCAAGUUUGAUCUUCACUAUCUAUUCUAUGAAUGCACGAACCCAAACGGAAUUGCUCAUCUCCAAGAUCUCCAAACGAAUGAAACAAGCAUUGGAGCUUACAACUCCACCAUCAGCUUUCUCAAGGACUACAUUACUGGAUUUUGUAGAUCCAGUGUAGAGUUUGGUCAUCUCUUCGGAAUAGAGAAUCAUUUGGCUAAUAUCACCAUUGAGCUUCCUAGAACCUAG
Molecule: messenger RNA, 675 nt
Organism: Lactuca saligna
Lineage: Eukaryota; Viridiplantae; Streptophyta; Magnoliopsida; Asterales; Asteraceae
Source: the annotation of a GenBank genome assembly